Pteropus alecto (black flying fox) is the source of this 3794-nucleotide messenger RNA. RefSeq names its product retinitis pigmentosa GTPase regulator (gene RPGR). Lineage: Eukaryota; Metazoa; Chordata; Mammalia; Chiroptera; Pteropodidae. The transcript has 19 exons. Gene Ontology annotation, biological process: ubiquitin-dependent protein catabolic process; visual perception; protein ubiquitination. Gene Ontology annotation, molecular function: ubiquitin protein ligase activity. Gene Ontology annotation, cellular component: photoreceptor outer segment. The record is from RefSeq and is a predicted model, not a curated record.
UCGUUGCCCCUGGUUGCCGUUUGUUGACUUCCGGUAACGCGGUAGUCGCAAAUGUCGGGAGUGUCGCCAUGGGGGGCAGAGGGGCUUCCGCGGCCCAAGUUGGGGCUGAGGUGCUGCCUUAGGCCUAACCGAGUCUCUCCCGCCGUCUUUCCGGCCCAGACGAACCCACCUCGUUUCGCCCUCGGCAUGGGGGAACCUGAGGAGGUGGUGCCCGAUUCGGGUGCUGUGUUUACAUUUGGAAAAACUAAAUUUGCUGAAAAUAUUCCCAGCAAAUUCUGGUUUAAAAAUGAUAUCCCUACAUAUCUUGCAUGUGGAGAUGAACAUACUGCUAUUAUUACAGGAAAUAAUAAACUUUACAUGUUUGGCAGUAACAACUGGGGCCAGUUAGGACUAGGAUCAAGGUCAACUGUUAGCAAGCCAACGUGUGUCAAAGCUUUAAAACCCGAAAAGGUGAAAUUUGCUGCCUGUGGACGGAACCACACCCUGGUUUUAACAGAAGAAGGCAAAGUAUAUGCAGCUGGAGGAAAUAAUGAAGGACAGCUAGGACUUGGUGACACUGAAGAUAGAAACACUUUUCAUCCAAUUUGUUUUUUUACAUCUCAGCAUCAGCUUAAACAGCUCUCUGCUGGAUCUAACACUUCAGCUGCACUAACCGUGGAUGGAAACCUUUUUAUGUGGGGAGAUAAUUCUGAAGGGCAAAUUGGUUUAAAAAAUGUACCCAAUGUGUGUGUUCCUCAUCAAGUGACCGUUGGGAAACCUAUCGCCUGGAUCUCUUGUGGAUAUUACCAUUCAGCUUUUGUAACAAUGGAGGGAGAACUAUAUACAUUUGGAGAAACUGAGUGUGGGAAGUUAGGUCUUCCCAGACAGCUGCUGAUGAAUCAUAAAGUGCCCCAGCUGGUGCCUGGAAUUCCUGAGAAGGUGAUCCAAGUAGCUUGUGGUGGAGGGCACACGGUGGUUCUCACAGAGAAAGCUGUGUACACCUUUGGACUGGGACAAUUUGGUCAGCUGGGUCUUGGCACUUUUAUCUUUGAAACUGCAGAACCCAAAAUCCUUGAGCCUAUUAAGGACCAGAAAAUAAUUUAUAUUUCCUGUGGAGAAAAUCACACAGCUUUGAUAACAGAUGUAGGCCUUAUGUAUACUUUUGGAGAUGGUCGACAUGGAAAAUUAGGACUUGGAAUGGAGAAUUUUACCAAUCAGUUCAUUCCUACUUUGUGCUCUAAUUUUUUGAGAUUUAUGGUUGAAUUGGUUGCCUGUGGUGGAUGUCACAUGAUAGUUUUUGCCACUCCACGACUUGGUAUAGCAGAAGAAAUUGAUGAAAUGUACAGUCCUCACAUACCUGCAGCGGCUUCUCUGCCCAUCAGCCAUCCGACCUCAGGAAAUGUACUGCGUAGAACUUUAUCUGCACGAGUGCGACGAAGAGAAAGGGAGAAAUCCCCAGAUUCUAUUCAAAUGACACAAACACUACCUCCAACUGAAGGGACUCUCGAGCCACCUGUUCAUUUUGACCGUGGUUCAGUUCCUUUGUGCAUAUCUACCAGUAAGCUGCCAGAAAAAACAAUAACUAAAGAGGAAGACGCCGUGAUGCCCCUGAAACCAGAUUAUCUCCUUUAAACCCUGAAGCAAUUCCAUGAAUUAGACAGUUCUUCAACAGUAGAUUCAGAAAGCCUUGGAGAAACUACUGAUGUCUUAAAUAUGACACAUAUGAUGAGCCUAAAUUCCAAUGAAAAGUCUUUAAAAUUAUCACCAAUUCAGAAACAAAAGAAACAAGAAACAGUUGAGGAACUGAAGCAGCGUACAGAUCAUACUGAAAAUGAUGAUAGCAGUGAAUAUGAAAGUGAAGAGAUGUCCAAAAACUUGAAAGAAGGGAAAGUAUAUAAGCAACAUUUGGCUAAAGGAACAUACAUGAUACAAACAUCUAUGUAUGUGCAAGCAUUUUCAGAUGAGGACGUAGGUCAUGACUCAGACCAGCCUGGGCCUCAGGCUGACACCAAUGAGGAGAGCUCGCAAAAACAGCUAUUUAGAUUUAAAAGCAAGAUUUAUCCACUUGAUGAUAAGGAAAUAGAAAAGAAAAGUGAUGGAGGACACAGUCAGAAAGAUUCAGAAGCAGAAGAAAUAGUCUCUGAGAAGGAAACUAAGCUAGCAGAAAUGGCAGGUCUGAAGGAUAUAAGAAAAAGUGAAGAGGCUAUAAAAAAUGUUAAUACAUUAUUUGACAACUCAUCAAAUAGAGACAUGAUAAUUGAGGAUAUUGAAGACGAUGAUUUUGUUAAGGAGAGACAAGAGAACGAGGAAGAUGGGAUCCCUGGCAGUGAAAGAGAAUCUAUACAGGAGCCAGAAAGUCACUUGGAAGGUGAAAGUGAAAGUCAGCAGGGUACAAGUGAUGGUUUCCAGCCUCCUGAGUCAGUGGAAUUUAGUAGUGGAGAAAAAGAUGAUGAUGACGUGGAAGUUUGCCAAAACUUAUGGUAUGACAGAAAAUGUAUUAAACAAGGACAUGAGGAAGAGACUGAGCACAAAAUCUCUGAAUUCAUGGCAAAAUAUGAUUUUAAGUGUGACCGCUUGUCAGAGAUACCAGAGGAAGAGGAAGGAGCAGAGGAAGAGGAAGGAAGUGGAAUAGAGGAGCAAGAGAUAGAGGAAAAUGUGGAGAUGCCUGGAGGAAAGGAGGAGGAGGAAGCAGAAAUCCUAUCAGAUGACCUUACAGACAGAGCAGAGGAUCACAAACUUUCAGAAAUUGAAGAACCAGAAGACAAGGAUGAGGAAAUUGAUGAAUAUCUGGAAGGCGAGAAGCAAGCUGUGGAAGACAAUAAAAAUGUUCCUGCAGAUGGCAACAGUGAAACCAGUGACAACUCAGGUGAAAAGGUAUUAACAACCAUUGAAAAGGACAAAAAAAACAACCAAGAGGAACGGGCCAUUUGUGAAUACAAUGAAAAUCCAAAAGGAAACAUGUCUGAUCAUGCAAAGAGCAGUUCUUCAGAAAUCCUGGAAGAUAGUGAAUCCGCACCAGGCAAAGAAAUAAAAAUAACAAAGAAGAUUUUCCUCUUUAAAAGGCUGUCAUUGAUGAGUUCGAAAAGUAUGCAGAAUGAGCCACUCCCAGAAAUAAAACCAACAGCAGAUCGAAUAGCUUUUAAAAGCAGUAAGAAAGAUACCAACCAGAACCACAAGGGGCAAAAUCAUCAGGAUACUCCACCCCCAAAUACAGAGAGAACAUCAAAAUCUUGUACAAUUCUUUAAAUAUAUAUUUAUGUGGUCACCAAGCACAUUGUAAUUUAUCCUUGAAAAAACAUAACUUCUGAAGAAAUAUUUCUGAUAACAAACUUUUAAAGAUAUAAGUUAAUAAUAUGUUUUAUUUGGUUUGACUAGUACAACCAGUUUUGAUAUUUAUUUAUGCUAAUAUUUUUGACAAGCAAUUUCAAAAUAUGUGUAUCUCAAACUCUCAAGUGUUUUGGCCUUAACUAUUCAGUGUUGCAUAAAAAAUAUAUUUUCAUAUCUGAAGGUCGAAUUAAGAUAUUUCAUAGUUUUUACUAAAGAAUUUUACUUCUUAUAAUUUCAUAAGGCCAUUAUUUACUAUCUCAUGACACUGUAACAGUUUUUCAUGUAUUUGCAAUUUUUUAAAACUGAGUCAAAAUUGUUUUUAAUGAGCAUUUGUUUUUAAUAAACUAUGGUUGGUUCCACUGUUUUAAUGGGUUAAUAUGAAUAAAAUUGGAGGUACUGGGAGUGAUCAGUUGAUAAAACGGGCAAAAAAUAUCUAAUUUUAAAAUAUUGAAAAAUGCAUAUACCUCUAAAUAAAGGAAAUAUUAGUA